UCAAAAAGGAAAGCAGGCACGGAGGAGAAACAUCACUUUUUUUUUUUUUUAAACCAAUUUUUGAAAAUAGUAAAUAGUAAAAAUUUUCAUGCGGCGGCCAAAAUAGAUGCGCGCGAGGACGAUCAACUAUCUUUUUUUACUUGGCCUAAUGAAAAAUAAAUUGCAACUGUAUGGAAAUUAGUAAUAUUGGUCACAAAAGUGAUAUUUUAAUGAUUUUUUAAAGUGUGUGCUCUGUACAACAUUGGCAUACCAUACUCCAUAGUCCUACCUGCUGUAGAUUCCCCACAGGCAGGAUGGUUGCAGUGAACAAGUGUCUAGUACAUGUAUAUAUUACAUGUACAUCAAUCAAUAUUGGGUAUGAUUAUCAUUUGGCCCUACUUUUUAGGAUAACAGAUACAGAGAUGGCAAGGGGAAGAAGAGGCAGAGGCCGUGGUGGGAAAGCCAAAGUUGAUGAGAAUGUGGGUGUGGCUGAUGAAGCUGGCAAUGCAGAACAAGAACAGGUUGAAGACAUUGUCAUUGACGAGUUCGAAGUUGACGAAAAUGGUGAAGAUGAUGAUGGUAAAAUCGAUGAUUCUAUACUAGAAGAAGAGGAAGUAGAAGGAGGAGCGAUAGAUGACGGAGCUGACAAAUCUGAAGCAAAGGAAGCCAAAGGUGAUGAUGUCCAACCGUCAGAAGAAAUGCCAAUGGAAAUACAAGAAGCCACAAAGGAAUCCGAAGUAGAAGAGAAAACAGAGGAUAAACCAGCAGAACAGGCAUCUGAAAAAGCAGCAGAAAAGCCUGCUGAAGAGGAAAGGGAAGCUAUCCAAGAAGAGGCUAUGGAAGACACGAAAGAGAAAUCAUCUGCAAGUGAAGAAUCUAAGAAGGAAGGCGGAUCAAGGAAGAGGAAGAAGAAGGAACGUACCAGACCAUAUGAGCUUGAGAAAUACUGGAAGGCAGUGAAGACGAAUCCUGCAGACUUCACUGGUUGGACGUACCUGCUGCAAUAUGUGGAGCAAGAGGAUUACAUGCCAUUUUACCGCGAAGCUUUUGAUGCUUUCUUCAAGUGCUAUCCAUAUUGUUAUGGUUACUGGAAGAAGUAUGCAGACUCCGAGAGAAAGAAGGGUACCAUCGAGAAGUGCUGGGAGGUCUUUGAGCGUGGAUUGAAGGCUAUUCCUCUGAGCUCUGAUCUCUGGCUACAUUACAUCAGUGUAAUGGGUCAACAUAUUCCUCGGUCGGAUGAAACCAGGGCUGACAAGCUUAGAGCUUUGUAUGAAAGGGCACUUGCAGUUGCUGGAAUGGACUUCAGAUCAGAUAAACUUUGGGAUCAGUAUAUCAACUUUGAGAAGAAAGAACAGAAGGAUUGGAAGAGAGUCAUGCAGCUUUAUGAUAGAAUCCUCAAGAUACCAACCCAACUAUACAGACAUCACUUUGACAAACUGAAAGAGUUUAUCCAAGCCCAUCUUCCCAAGCAGUACCUGGACUUUGAUGAGUUCCUGAACUUUCGUGAACAGGUGGUAGCAGAGGCUUGUACAGGAGAUAUGGAUGAUGAUAUACCUGGUGAAGAUGCUCCUCCUGGAGAGGAAGCACCCCCUGGUGAAGAAGGACCUCCGGGUGUUGGUCCACCAUCUACAAAGGUCAUAGAGGGAGAAAACAAGCUUAUUCAAGAGAAAGUAGUAGAAUCUCGCCGAGCCAUUUUCAGGAAGACUGAACAAGAGGUCAGCAAGCGUUGGGCCUAUGAAGAAGCAAUCCGUCGUCCUUACUUCCAUGCCAAGCCGCUGGAGAAGGGACAGCUGAAGACAUGGAGGGAAUACUUGGAAUUUGAAGAAAGCAUUGGUAUUCAUGAUAGGACAGUACUGCUUUAUGAGAGAUGCCUGAUUGCAUGUGCACUCUAUGAAGAGUUCUGGAUCAAAUAUGCUCGUUAUAUGGAGAAGACAGGUCAGGAAGCUGCAUCAGAAGUAUUCAAGAGAGCAUGUGGGACCCAUCUACCAUCUAAACCAGCUAUUAACAUUCAAUGGGCAGCAUUUGAAGAAAAAUAUGGAAACAUUGAUCGCGCUAGAGAGAUCCUUGAGCAGCUUCAAACCAAGCAGCAAGACUCUGUCAUGAUCCGUUUAGAACGCAUCAACUUUGAACGUAGAGCUGGCAAUAAUGAUGAGGUCAUUAAGCUCUACGAGGGUUGCAUUGAUGAUGCUAAAACAGCCACCGGACAGUCUUUCUUUGCAGGAAAGCUAGCAAGGUUUUAUCAAAAGAUUCUAGGAGAUACUGAUACUGCCAUCAAGGUGCUGGAGAAAGUCUUAGUUCAAAAACAGGUGAGUCCUGUACUGAAAGAGCAGAUCUAUACACUGAUGAUGGAUGUGGAAUAUCAACGGUCACCACUCAAUGAAGAGAAAAUGACUGCCAUCUUUGAUACGGUCAUCUCAAGCAACGUACCUCAAGAUGUCAAGAUACAGUUUGCACAGCGCAAGAUACAGUUUCUACAGGACUUUGGUAACAACCCUGCAGCAACCCAUGAUGCUGUAGAUGAACAUCAGAAGUUGGUCAAGAACAUCUCAUCUAGCAAGAAACGUUCAGCAGAUUCCAGUGGGGAUGCCCCUUCUACACCAAACACCACCAGCCAGACGUCGAAUGAUACCAAGGCACCGGAGAAGAAGAAAGCUAAGACAACCAACAACCAGAAUGAUAACAAUUCAAGUGGUUCAGGGUAUAACUACAACAGUGGAUAUAACUAUAACCAGCAGUCUGGAGGAACAGCAACAACAACAACAUCAGCAGCAGCAGCUAACACAGGAAUGGGGGGAGCUGAAAUGAGCUGGGAUAGCUGGGGUGCCUGGGGUGCUGCCCAACAAUAAUCAACAACAGGUUUCAGAUUGUAUUCUCAACACAGCAUUGAUAAUGACAUUAUACAAUGUCAGUUUCAUCAGGACAACAUCUUAGUACUGGAACUCUUCAUGAGAUGUAGAAGAAACAGAACAUUGGUGGAAAGUUACCAUUUCUUUGUGUUUUGUUUUUUAUCCUUCAGAAGAUCAUAGAUAAUCAAAGCUGCAUAAUCCCAAGCUUAAAAAUGUAUUUGAUUUGGUAAUUGUUAUAAGUGUCACUGUUUUCUAAUUGUUCAUUGAUGCAUUUCAGAUGAAUUAUUGCAUUCUUAUUGAAGGUGGAUCUUUUUUAACUUUAUCAUUCAUGUUUUGAAAUUAGGAGCUGAUUGUGAAGUAGUUUUUUUUUUUUUUUGUUCUUGUAAUAUCUAUAUCAUUGAACUGCAUUUCUGAAUUGGGUUUAAAUCAAUGAAUCCUAUGUAUUUUUACAUAUGUGUAUCAUUCUCAUAAACCUCCUAAAAUUGAAUUCAUGUAAGAUUCUUGAUGUUUCAGUUUUAAAAAUCUUUUCAUAAACUCAAACCUUGACAUAUUUGUAUUCAUUCUUUUUAAAUGAAACAAAAAAGUUAACGAGAGAUGUUGGUCCAAAUACUGUAAGGAAAAUGUGUCAUGGGCAGGGAACCUACAAGAGAAGGACAGUGCAAACUAUGAAGUGAUAUAAAUUAAGACCAACCUACAAGACAAGCAGUCCUUACAAACAGGUGAUGUUGGUGGGCAACUUCCACUAAUACGUGUUGAUAAGAAUUGUGACUUUUUUUUCAAUAGGAACUCAAUUUUUGGUCUUUAUAGACAGGUGGUCUUCCAUACAGAUGGACACUCUUUUUGGCCCAAUGUCAUCUUUAUUGAUUGAAUCAAGAUAAACACAGCAAUUACUUUCUAUGCAAGGCUAUCUCUCACAGGUACAGUGCUAUUAUCAAAGCAUCAAUCAACCAAGUCCCAUUUCAAGGCAGGAGAUUCAAUUGUCGCUAAGCAAGGUGAAAAACUAGACCAUCAUAAUAAACAAUACUGAGGUUAUCUUGAUCAUUGUGAAAUGAUCAUGAACCUUGAGAAUAGUAAUGCUUAUCUAAUAUCAAGUCCAACUUCUGAAUAUCUUCAGGUACUUACUGUUCGACUAAUCUGGCUCCUAAAUUGAUUUUUUUUUUUUUUCUUGGGAUCAUAUAACUUAUAAGAUCCCAAGAUAGCAAAAUUUAGAUAUACAGUAAGCUAUUCAAAGUUCACAUAUGUCAUAAAGAUUUGAAUUUUUUAGGGGUUGUUUGUUAUAUUGAACUAACUGAAGGAAUAUUUUAGAAAUCGCUCUGUGAUUUUGAUGAUCCUGUAGUUGAAUCACUUGUUGGCAUUUUAAUUUAGAAUGAUUUAGGUUAACGGAUGCAUUUCCUUUUUUUUUUUAAUCUUUGGAGCUUUAUUACAUUACUUUAUUUUCUGCUGGAAAAAUGUUGUUUUGAAAAUUUGGUGUGUUUAUUAAUGUCUCUUAUUAUGAUGAAAGCCCUGUAAAAAUACCCUCUAAAUGUAAAUAUGCACACUAUCUGGCAAAUAGCCUUCUAAAAAGCAUAGAACAGUACAAAAUGGCAUUUUUACCAAACUAAUAGUAAUUAUUGGUUUAGCUUGGCAUUUCAGCAUUUUAAUUGUCCACUUGUAAGUUUUUGCAGAUGUAUUGGUCAAAUAUGAUUAUUAAAGUCAGCCAACCUUCAAUAUGACCAUUUAAAAAAUGUGACCCAGAACAUGGCAUGAUUUAUUGAUAUCUGAAUCAAUUUGAAUUUUCCACUUAGACUGCAGGCACAUGCCACAUUGUCCAGUUAAAGAUUCUUAACGGCUAUCUCAAGAGUAAAUGUGCGAUUAUUAUCCAUGCCCAUCAUGCACUAAAAUAUGGAAGUUCAUAGAGUUUGAAUAUCGUGAAUUCUGCAAAUACAAAAACAAAUAUUUAAAAAAAUGUACACUUUUCAUUUAGAUUGUCACAUUUUGCAAAUACUAUUGGUCAAUAAAUGUACAUGCUCAUUGUUCAUGAAUUCUUGUACUUACCCUUUCAUUUCAGUUAUAAAAUCAUUGUAAAUAUUCUUGUCAUUUGUAAAUCAUUGUUUUACAUUUGAAGUACAUCACUUUGCUCAGCAGCCUUUGGUAGUUAGCACUUGAUGUUGAUCGUUAUUGUUUGCUCACUUUGUGAUCAUGAAAAAAUAAAUAAAUUUUGUAAAGAA
Molecule: messenger RNA, 5032 nt
Organism: Lytechinus pictus (painted urchin)
Lineage: Eukaryota; Metazoa; Echinodermata; Echinoidea; Temnopleuroida; Toxopneustidae
Product: pre-mRNA-processing factor 39-like
Exons: 16
Coding region: 294-2825 (843 amino acids)
Biological process (GO): RNA processing; mRNA 5'-splice site recognition
Cellular component (GO): U2-type prespliceosome; commitment complex; U1 snRNP
Molecular function (GO): protein binding; pre-mRNA 5'-splice site binding
Source: RefSeq, a predicted model, not a curated record